AUGAAUCCAGUCAGAGUAUUUCCAUUGAAAUUCAAUGAAUCACAAAAUACUCAAAGCACUUCAAGUUCACCAUAGUUAAAGAAAAAACCAACGCAAAAACUAAUAGAAAAACCAUUUCUUUUAAACAUGUCUCCCAUAUUAAACGGACAAUCGCCAAUUAAGGGUAAAUUUAAUGUGAAACGACUCACAGUCAUUCCUAAACAAGAAGAAAAAUUCUAAUUUGCUCAAUAAUAAAGGCCAUCUUAGUCGACAAGUUCAUCCCCAAAGAAGAGAGUAAUAAGUGGAGCAAACUAUGCUGAAGUAUAUCGAAUCUUUAAAUAGUCAUAAUCUCCAAUGAAACUACCAAAUCUUCGAAGAGCAGAUACUCAAUUGAAUAACAACAUCCAAAUCAAGGAUGAGACUUUGCAAGAGAUGAAAAGUACAAAGAGAAAAGACACAAAUGCAGACGGUACUCCUUCUCAAUAAGUCAGAGGGUCAAUAAUCAAAUUGAUCUCUGAAUCUGCUCCUGACUCUAGACCCUCAGUCUCCAGAGCUAAGUUGGCAUCUUAAACUAUAGAAUAAGAAGUUAAGCCAAAGGUUUCCAGUCAAAUGGUGAUGUUACAUGGUAGAUCAACCAGUCAGGCGACAUUAGUAAACACAUUCAUCCUAGAUAAUGAAAUGUAAGAUUAUGUGAAUAUGUAUCAUUCUAAGUAUUGUUUCAUAAUUAUAAGAUCCCAAGCUGGAUAGAAUGGAUCAGGAUAAACUAAAACCAAUUAGGACAGCAUUAUCAUUACUAACAAUUUGGGUGGAAUUAAAAAUAGAUAUAUAUUUUCAGUUUGUGAUGGUCAUGGUGUCUAUGGACAUUAUGUGUCCUAAUUAGUUAAGAAGUUGUUACCCAACAUCAUAGAUUAAUAACUUAAAUCAAACAUAGGAAUGCAGGAGAAGGAUAUAAGUGAAAAUCAUUAUGCUAGUAUCACUAAAGCUAUGACUUAAAGCUUUUAGAAGAUGCAAAAAGAUUUAUCGAAUUGUGGUAUUGAUGUAACAUUUAGUGGAACAACUUGCUCUUUGGUUUUGAUUUCUGGACCUCAUUUGUGGUGUGCCAAUAUAGGAGAUUCGAGAUCAAUUUUAAUUUAGUAAUAGAAUAAUUAAAAAUGGAAGACCAUUGAAUUGAGUAAUGAUCAUAAACCAGAUUUACCUGAAGAAUACAAAAGAAUAAUUUCUAAUAAAGGGAGAGUGGAACCCUAUAUUAGUGAAAAUGGAGAGAUGAUUGGUCCACCAAGAGUCUGGUUAUUACAUGAUCAAAUUCCAGGAUUGGCCAUGAGUAGAUCCUUUGGAGAUUAUGUGGCAUCAACUGUUGGAGUGAGUUGCGAACCAGAAAUCAUUCAUUACAGAAUGAAUGGCAAUUGUGCAUUCUUAGUUGUAGCAAGUGAUGGAGUGUGGGAGUUCUUUUCUAAUGAGGAAAUCUAAAAGAUCGUUAUUUCUCAUUGGCAACCCAAUAUGACUGCCAAAAAAUUAAGCGAGAUAUGUGAUCAAAUAGUCAAACUCUCUACUUAAAGAUGGAAUUAGGAAGAUGAAGUGGUAGAUGACAUAUCAAUUGUCAUAACUUAUCUCUAAAAAACAUGA
Paramecium tetraurelia is the source of this 1602-nucleotide messenger RNA. RefSeq lists its product as uncharacterized. Gene Ontology annotation, molecular function: protein serine/threonine phosphatase activity. The transcript is spliced from 5 exons. The record is from RefSeq and is a predicted model, not a curated record. Lineage: Eukaryota; Ciliophora; Oligohymenophorea; Peniculida; Parameciidae. Gene Ontology annotation, biological process: protein dephosphorylation.